Phyllotreta striolata is the source of this 1191-nucleotide messenger RNA. The record is from the annotation of a GenBank genome assembly. Lineage: Eukaryota; Metazoa; Arthropoda; Insecta; Coleoptera; Chrysomelidae.
GACAUCCCGUCAUCCGUCAAUUCUAUGACUUUUGUGAAAGUAAAAAUAACAAAAACAUUUUAAUAAACUAGUUUUCCUAAUAAACUACAACGAAAAUGACUACCAUCGACGAGCAAGCAGUCUUCGCCAAACUCGAAGCCCUUAAAGAAAUCAGAUCCAAAACAAUUCAAUUGGAGAAACUGAAAGCCCGGUUGUUAUUAGAAAUCGACUCGCAGGAUCAAGAGGAGAAAUGCCUAUCGGAGUACAAGCAAGAAAUGGAUUUGCUACUGCAAGAAAAAAUGUCCCAUGUGGAAGAAUUGCGACAAAUCCACGCCGAUAUAAACGCCAUGGAAGGCGUAAUAAAGCAAGCGGAAGAGAGCAGAACAAGAUCAAUGUCGGCUGCUAUUCGAAUACACGAAGAAUACGCGCCCCUUAAAAGCGAAAUAGACCGACUGAGAAGGGACUGCUUGGGGUUAGAAAGGCUCCCGGAACUGCACGAAGAGGAAGGAACCAGCGUCACUCCAGAAAUGUCGUUCUUUUACAGGAAAUUCUCGCAAUUGUACAACUCCACGAAAUCCCAAACGUCCGUAUUCGCCAAAUCCGCCGAUUGGAACCGGCCGAUCGGACACAGCGAAAACACCAUGGGUUCCCUGGCGGCGCCGCCGCUGCCGCCCACCUUCCUGCCGCCCCCGAAUCCCCUUAGACUGGUCGCCAAUAAGCCGGAGGCCGGCCGACCCGGCGGGAUUCCCUCGUCUCCGCAUUCCGGACCGCCUACGCCUACUUUCAGACAACAGCCGCCUCCGAUGAAGUCUUGUUUGAGUUGCCAUCAGCAGAUUCACAGGAACGCGCCGAUUUGUCCUUUGUGCAAGGCGAAAUCCAGAUCGCGCAAUCCGAAGAAACCGAAAAAGAAGGACAUCAAUUAAUUGCCCCUAUUCGCCGGCGUGAGUUUGUUAGAUUUUAAUCAUUAAUGUAUUACAUAGGGAUAAAACGGCAAAUGAAUUUUCAAUGUUCUCUAAAAAAAAAUUAAGGUGUUUUUAUGUUGGAGAUGCCUGAAUUUUACAGGCGUAACGAGUCGAAAUUAAUUUAUAAAUAGGGAUACUUCUAACUUAUAACAAUAGCUUUAAUUUCGUAUUGUGUUCGUAUUUAAAUCGAUGUGUGUGAUCGUUCUUUUUUUAUGUACUUACCUCCUAAGAAUAAAAUUGCUAAUUUGUU